UCACUUUCAUGAAUCAACAGUUUCGUUUUUCUUUUCCAAUCAUUCGACAAAAUUUUCCGAAGCAAUUCAGUGAAGUGAAAUAAAUUAGACUUGAAUUAUUUUUUGUAAAUUUUUUCAACGUUUUCCCAACCAAACUGUAAGUGCUUUUUCAAAACCAAACAAGACAGUUCACAAGAGUGCCAAAAAAACACAAAUCACAAAAUAUGUGGGAAGAGCUUGCCAGCUAUAAGAAUCAUUUUCUCCAACUCGAAGUGAAGCAUAUGAAGCAUGAAACUGUAAACAAUUUGGUUACCAAAGAGUACCAACAGGUGCAGUCGAAACGUUGUCGUUGCAAAUGUCCGGACGAUGCGAAAUGCGAAAGUUCCACCUAUUUUCGUGAUCAUGCCGCAUUGGCAUACGGGUUUCAAUGUGUUGAAAAAUUAAUACAAGAUAUGUGUAGUGACGAUCCGCUGCUGCGUUGGCAGGGCGUUAAUUCAUUAAGCGAGGUCAUGCUCAAUCCAUGGCAAGCGCAACGUGCCAUCUUGCAAUACGAUUUGGUGAGGAAGUGCAAAAAUAUGUUCCUUCGCAUACAGCACGGUUAUCUCGAGGAAUACUACCAUGAACGCCGACAAUUGAUGAAAAUAUUUUAUUUAAUUUCGGGUUAUUUGAAUGGGGCUCAUGCUAUUUUGUCGACCAUACAUUUGGUACAAGAAUUCUACUUGAUUGUCUAUAAUCAUGAGAGUACACGUUAUUUAGCUUGCAAGAUUCUGCGCAAUUUGACGGAGAAAACGGAGAUUCUCCUCUAUAUGCUCAAUGAAACAAGAUCUUUUCAAAAUCUUUCAAUUAUUUUCAAUACUGAUCCCUGCACACCCUUCUAUCCCAACGCAUUGUGGGAGCAUUUGUGUCAUUUCCUAGAGAUCGCACCGAAGAUGGCCAUACAAGCGGGCUACUUUGAAUUACUCUAUGAACGCAUAAAGAGUAGAAUGCUCUUCUAUCACGAGCUCUGUAUGAAAUGCUUUGCCAUGCUUUUGCGCUGUGAAGACGGUCAACAACGCUUCGAUAAGAUUGAUGGUGUGAAAUUGUUGUAUGACAUAAUUGCAGAUAAGCAGAAAAAAUUGGAUAACUAUGAAUUCGUGAUGUUGGCUUUGCAGCAUGGUUUGGUGAGCAAUCGUUCGCUGUGGCGUUGUCGAGAGUUUACCGAUCUGCCGAAUCGUGUUAUAGCGUUAGCAAAGUUGGAGAAUAAAAAUUUGCAAUUGACAUGUUUUAAGUCUCUUCGUUUACUCUCCGCAAUGCCUUGCGUUAAAACUUACAUACUGCAUGGUUGCAUGUCCGAUUUGAUGUCGAUCAAGUGUUUGAAUGAACAGAAUGAGUGCACUCGUGAUACAUUGGCUGAAUGGUUGAAUCGUGACAUUUGUGAUUCGAGCGAAAUGUGAUUGUUCGAAAAUUCAAUUUGUAGUUUUUAAAUUCAGCAAUGUUUUUAAAAAUUAUUUGAAAAUAAAAAAAAUAUUUGAAUGUUUAUAA
Messenger RNA from Zeugodacus cucurbitae (melon fly), 1500 nucleotides. RefSeq lists its product as uncharacterized. The coding region runs from base 204 to 1412 and encodes 402 amino acids. NCBI's taxonomy places the organism in Eukaryota, Metazoa, Arthropoda, Insecta, Diptera, Tephritidae. The record is from RefSeq and is a predicted model, not a curated record. The transcript is spliced from 5 exons.